UCUCUUCCUUCAGUCAGUUCCAGAAGUUCCACUCGAUCGGAUGAUUAUUGCGUUUUCGUGUGCCACCAUAAAGUGCUUUUUCCACUAGAAAUCUCAUUGUUUAUUCAACGUUUCUGCUAGAUUAUUCUUCUAUUUUUGGUGGGUGUAAAUUGCGUGGAAACCUCCGCCGUCGUCGUCGUCGCGUAAACUCCAGUGUAAUGACCGCCGAGGGGGGAGUGUGCUUUGGAAGAAGAGUGAAAAAUCUGUGCAAGCCAAUUGUGGCCACUAGUGAAAGGCACCGAUAUUGCCUGGCAGGUUCCAAGUGAGGACGUCGGAAAAAGUGUUCCUGACAUUUUGUCCCCCUUUCUAGAACUGCAUGAAGAAUCAACUGUAGGAAAAGAGUCGCAAGAAAAACAUUUCUCCCGCGAUGAGUUGGGGAAGGAUUUACGGGCUGCUGCUGCUGCUGGCAGUCCAGUUGACCGCCGGAACGGAGGAUGCCCUUGAGGGUGCUGCGUCACGGCAGCGAAAUGAGGACUGCACCGCCGUUGUCCCGGCCGAGGAAACGCUGCUGGUGUUCUCCACCCUGGGCGGUGGCCUGACCGCAAUCGACCCGAUGACGGGCGAAACGCGCUGGUCCAUCGCGGACGAACCGGCGAUCCGCGUUCCGUCGCUGUCGGAGAUGAACCCGCACUAUCUGCCGGAUCCGCGGGACGGCUCGCUCUACACGAUCCGCAACCCGGAGGGUGGUCUCAAGAAGCUCCCCUACACGAUUCCGCAGCUGGUGGCCAGCGCGCCGUGCCGUUCCAGCGACGGAAUUCUGUACUCGGGGAAGAAAAGCGACGACUGGUUCCUGAUCGAUCCGAAGACGGGCCGGAGGGAGAAGGUGCUCGGAUUUGGGGCGCCCCUGGACGGGGACAAGGCGGAAUCGAUUGGGUGGGCAACGUCCAGGGCGGUCUACCUGGGAAGGACACAGUACACGGUGAUGAUGUACGACAGUCAGGCCACCGGGCGGAACUCGAAACCGUGGAAUGUGACGUUCUUUGAUUAUACGUCGCACACGAUGGCACCGGAGUUGACCAAGGAUUAUGAAUUCCUCCACCUGACCAGCAGCUCGUCUGGCCUGACUGCGACGUUCGAGCAGAAAAAGGGCAUCCCGCUGUGGCAAAAGGACGUCGCGAGUCCGGUCGUGGCGGUGUUCUUGCUCGGUUCCGAGGGCCUGCUGAGCGUCCCCUUCCAGACGGUGUCGGACGAGGUGCUGCAGGAGAUCAACGAGCGGGCCCAGGACGGGAACAACUUUGACAACUUGAAGCUGUUCCCAACAGUCUACGUCGGGGAAAGCUCCAACAACAUUUACGCGAUUCCAUCGCUGGUGGACAAAAACACGGCAACCUUGCCGUCGGAACCGACGGUCAACCUUUUGGGAGGUCCCAACCGGCGUGACGAGCCGGGGCUGCAGCCCGGACAUGAGUUGAUCGCCGCCGAGUCGGCGCGAGUUCAAAAUGACAACAUCAUCAUCCUCGGUCACUAUCAACCGCCCAAAACGGACGAGAGUCUCAAGUUGGACAUCUCGCCGGGAUCUCCCGGGAGGUUCUACAAGGACGGUGGACUGUCUACAGUGCGGUUGGAGUUGAACGGCGGUCUUCAGAAAGAUGGAAAGAAUACAAAGACGAUCGGAGUUCAAACGGACCAGCUAAACGGAACUUCGUCCUCCACGACGGCACUCAAAGAGGACGUUAGCUUGCGGACGCUCUUCACCAAGCUGUACAUGGACGUGAAGCUGUGGCUAGACGCGCAACCAAACAAACUCCCCACGAUGAUGUUCGUGGCGUUGUUCGGAGUGGUCGUCUUCGGCUUUUGGUACUUCCACAUGCAGAUGAAAGCCCUCCAAGAGCAAAGCCAAAACGGAUCGCAAACCAACUCGAACCGCAGCACCGGAAGCAACUGUGUCGAGGCCAUCGACUUUGGCGACGGAGAAAUCCGCGUUGGCAAGAUUCACUUCAACACCAGUCACGUCCUGGGAAAAGGUUGCGAAGGAACGUUCGUGUUCCGAGGCACCUUCGAAAAGCGCGACGUGGCCGUCAAGCGAAUCCUCCCCGGUUGCUUCACCCUGGCCGAUCGGGAGGUCACCCUCCUCCGCGAAAGCGACAAGCAUUCCCACGAAAACGUGGUCCGGUAUUUCUGCACCGAGCAAGAUCGUCAAUUCUGGUACAUUGCCGUAGAACUAUGUGCCGCCACCCUCCAAGACUACGUUGACCCAAAAUCCGCCGACACGUUCCAGAAGCAAAUCUCCGUCCAGGAAAUUCUCUGCCAGGCGACCUCCGGGCUGAUGCAUCUGCACUCGAUCGAUAUCGUGCAUCGGGAUAUCAAGCCGCAGAAUAUUCUGCUCUCGUUGCCGGACAACAAGAAGCGCGUGCGAGCGAUGAUUUCGGACUUUGGGCUGUGCAAGAAGUUGAAUUAUGGGAAGGCGAGCUUUUCGAGGCGGUCCGGAGUUACGGGCACCGACGGCUGGAUCGCUCCGGAGAUGCAGCGCGGUCACCGCACCACCACCUCGGUGGACAUCUUCUCGCUAGGUUGCGUAUUCUACUACGUAAUGACCCGCGGUCAGCACCCAUUCGGCGACAACCUGAAACGCCAAGCCAACAUCCUUUCCGGGGAGUUUGAUCUGCGCGGGUUGCACAAGGAGCGGAAGGUGACGCACGUGUCCGUGCUGGCGGAGGAGUUGAUUGGGGCCAUGAUUGCGAACGAUCAGUCGAAGCGACCGCCGGCGGCUGCGGUUAGGAAUCAUCCGCUGUUUUGGGACAAUGAGACGAUUCUGGGGUUCUUGCAGAACGUAAGCGAUCGGGUGGAGAAGAGCGAUAUUAUGCAGCAGCCGUUGAGGGCGUUGGAGCGGAACGCGAGGUUGGUGGUGCGGGAGGAUUGGAGUUUGCACUUGGACCAGGAAAUUACGGCGGAUUUGCGCAAGUACCGCGGCUAUCAGGGCUUUAGCGUGCGGGAUUUGAUGCGGGCGUUGAGGAACAAGAAGCAUCAUUAUCAUGAGUUGACGAGUGACGUUCAGCAGGCGCUGGGGACGAUUCCGGACGGGUUUACGUGCUACUGGACGGGGCGGUUCCCGCAUCUGUUGUCGCACGCGUUCCACGCGCUUGCGGACUGCUCGCAGGAGUCGAUCUUUACGCGAUACUACAACGACUGCGUCGGCUAUCGGUUCCCGCGGCCGGCGUACUUUGACGAGGAAGCGAACGACAAUCACGAGCUGAUCCGGUACUACGAGGGCGCGCAGAAGGCGAAGGCCACCCAGAGUCCGAAGAGGAAGCCGGGGACAUGGACGACUGCGUCGUCAGCGGAAGAUUCUCCGCUCAAGAAUAACCGAAGGGGGGCGUACAACUUUGGCAAGUACGCCAACACGGGGUUCAUCACGCGGGAGCAGAUGAUGGGAGGGUCGGCGGUCAAUCCGGCUGCUGUUACGGCGGGGGAAGGUGAGGAAGAGGGGGUUGAAGGCGGCGCUGAGAAGGAUGACUUUGUUACCGUUGUUAAUCAUAAUCACAAUAAUCGUAAGAGGUUCAACAAUAAUAACAAUCACGGCGUGAGGCGGAGAGAGAACGUGAAAGUUACGUGGAACUUGAAUCCGCAGCAAGCAGGUAGUGAAUAGGAAAAAUCUAGAUUAAUAAGUUAAAUUAUAUUUUUUGUGUUUAGGUAAAAAAACCAUUCCUUCGUUGCAAUAAGUCUAAUUAACUCUACUUAUCAGUCACAAAUUGUGUAAAAUUUUUGUAUAUUUUCAAAAAAUAUCUUCUUCAAUCUGUUUACAGUUUAUA
Molecule: messenger RNA, 3788 nt
Organism: Culex pipiens pallens (northern house mosquito)
Lineage: Eukaryota; Metazoa; Arthropoda; Insecta; Diptera; Culicidae
Gene: Ire1
Product: serine/threonine-protein kinase/endoribonuclease IRE1
Exons: 5
Coding region: 407-3625 (1072 amino acids)
Biological process (GO): intrinsic apoptotic signaling pathway in response to endoplasmic reticulum stress; IRE1-mediated unfolded protein response; mRNA processing
Cellular component (GO): IRE1-TRAF2-ASK1 complex
Molecular function (GO): RNA endonuclease activity; ATP binding; protein serine/threonine kinase activity
Source: RefSeq, a predicted model, not a curated record